GCCUCGCGUCUUAAAACGUAAAGCAGCCGAGACGUUAUCCCAAACGAACCCCUCACCCCUGAGUCUUCCUUCGUACCGUUACUAUAGAUUCAAACAACGCGUUCUUCGUCUUCUCUCUCUGCCUCUCCCCUCUGCUUCUCUGUUCAUGAACUGAAGAUAGGAGCUUGAUUAAUGGCUGGAGGAGGAGGAGAAGGAGCGAGAGAUCUCGAUCAGACGCCCACAUGGGCAGUGGCUUCCGUCUGCGCAGUCAUCAUCGUCAUCUCCAUCUUCCUCGAGAAGAUUUUACAUCUUCUCGGUCAGUGGUUUACAGAUAAGCACAAGAAGGCUCUGAAUGAGGCUCUUGAGAAAGUGAAAUCAGAGUUGAUGGUUCUUGGCUUUAUUUCACUGCUGCUGACUUUUGGCCAAAACUACAUAGCCAAAAUCUGCAUACCUGAAAGUGUGGCAGAUACCAUGCUUCCAUGCCGGCUUGUUGAAACUAAUGAGGAUGAUAAGGAACAUAGGAGAAGGCUUCUAUGGAGCUCAACUGGAGAGCCACUUUCUACUCAUAGGUCACUUGCUGAAGCCUCUGUUAAUUCAUGCCCCAAUGGGAAAAUCCCAUUUGUUUCCAUAAAUGGAAUGCAUCAAUUGCACAUAUUCAUAUUUUUCCUGGCAAUCUUUCAUGUCAUAUAUAGCGCUCUAACAAUGGCUUUGGGAAGGUUGAAGAUGAGGAGAUGGAAGGAGUGGGAGAAAGAGACUCGCUCCAUUGACUAUGAGUUCUCUAAUGAUCCUUCUAGAUUCAGAUUGGUCCAUGACACAUCUUUUGUGAAACAACAUACAAGCUUCUGGGAAAAGCAUCCUAUCCUGCUGUAUUUUGUCUGCUUCUUCCACCAAUUUUUUAGAUCUGUUACGAAGGCAGAUUACUUGACCCUACGUCAUGGUUUUAUCAAUGUUCAUUUGGCUCCUGGAAGCAACUUUAACUUUCAAAAAUACAUAAAAAGGUCACUGGAAGAUGAUUUCAAAGUAGUCGUUGGAAUCAGUCCUCUCCUGUGGGCUUCUGCGGUGAUCUUUUUACUACUUAAUGUUCAUGGAUGGGAGGAACUGUUCUGGGUCUCACUACUUCCUCCAAUUAUUCUGUUGGCAGUUGGGACAAAAUUGCAGGCUAUAAUUGCAAAGAUGGCAAUUCAAAUUAAGGAUAGGCAUGCAGUUGUUCAAGGCAUUCCUUUGGUUCAACUAAGUGAUUAUCAUUUUUGGUUCAAGAGGCCUCGUUUAGUUCUUUCCAUAAUACAUUUGACAUUGUUUAUGAAUACUUUCCAGUUAACAUACUUCGUUUGGAUCUGGUAUGACUUCGGCUUGAGAUCUUGCUUCCAUGACAAAUUUAAUUUUAUCAUCGCAAGAGUAUUUCUCGGGGUGAUAGUCCAAUUCAUGUGCAGCUACAUUACUCUUCCACUUUAUGCACUUGUAUCUCAGAUGGGAUCAGACAUGAAGAGGUCCAUUUUUGAUGAGCAGACAAACAGGGCUUUGAAGAAAUGGCACCAAGCUGUGAGGAAGCGGCACAAGAAGGGAAAUUCCCCUUCUCCCACCAUAACCCCAGGCUCAACUCCAAGAACAAGCCCUACUUCAUCCCCUAAUCACCUUCUUCAUCGGUACAAAACUACAGGACAUUCUGAUAUGAUGCAAACAAGAUACUACUUGGACCAGGAAAAUGAGAGGUCUGAGAUGAUAGAAACCGCACCAUAUUUCUCGGAUCGAGAUAACUCUGAAACUGAGAACGGCUACACCACAAUGAUGCAUAUGAUCCCGAGCUUCAAGCACAGUGCAGCUGAUGCCAACACAGCUGAACUCCGCCUGCAUGUAGAAGAAGAGAGGAAUGAAGAAUUCACCUUCGAUAAGCCUACAACAGAAUCUGAACAUUAGUCACAAGGCCUUCGCUGAAUUCACAU
Molecule: messenger RNA, 1919 nt
Organism: Dendrobium catenatum
Lineage: Eukaryota; Viridiplantae; Streptophyta; Magnoliopsida; Asparagales; Orchidaceae
Product: MLO-like protein 9
Exons: 15
Coding region: 172-1893 (573 amino acids)
Biological process (GO): defense response
Cellular component (GO): membrane
Source: RefSeq, a predicted model, not a curated record